AUGGGGAAUGUCGCUUGCACGGAUGCUGUGCCCUUCACACUGGAGGAAAUUCUGCUCUCACGCCAGGCGGCCCCGGCACGUCUUAUGGAGUUGCUACCGGAGACCGUCAUUGAGAACUUCACGCGGUACCAGCACAACUUGAAGGCGUUCAUGUUUCGUCAGGGCGCAGCAACAGGCGAUGCCGUGAAACGGAUGGAUUCUUCGCAGGUUUAUUUACAGCCGUUGGACCUUGCACAGGCAAAAAUUAAGUUGACGGAAUCCGCGGUGUAUGUGCUAUUGCAUGUGCAGUGCACACCACCCGCGGCGAGUGACUCGAAUUGUCAUGAUACCGUUGGCACGCGAGGUGGGGAGCGGCCCCAUAGGGAGUCGGAUGGAAUCCAAUGCAGCAAUGAAGAGACACUUUUGUGGGCACGUGUACUUACGGAUAUGUUUACACCAAGAGGUCGUGCAACGGCGUUCGCGACAAAUAUUGACAAGCCUUCAUUUUCUGCUUCACCAUCGACUGGCUUGGAAAAUGCUGGUGUGGGUGCCGGUGAUAAUUCGUAUGGUUUUACCGCGUCUUCAGGCAUGGGUGGAUUGGACUUUCGCUUUAGCGUUCAUAUUCUUACUGGAAACAAGGCGGAUCAACUGGUGGCAUCUGUUGCGUUGCUUCACGCAUUACGUAUUGAACAGUCUCUUAUGGAGAGUGAUGAGGUGGUCCGGCGCUUAUUUUUUAACUACAAGCCCUCGCAGGGGAUGUCGGAUGCAAAAUUAGCUUCCCUCUCAUGUAUGCCUAUUGGAGAGAUUGUGGGCGAUCGUUCCUUUUCACACCGUAGUCCACGCAUCAUGGAGGAGUGCCCGAAGAAUGCCAUUUUUCGCAUUUUGCAUAAUAUUCGAUGUAAGACAUCGUUUCCGACGAUUUUGCCGACACCGUUUUCUGCGCGCGGGAAUCUGUCACGUGACAGCACACCACGUGGGAUGUUCAACACCACCGCCACGAACAACUCCUCUUCCAUUUACCAGCAGGCAACUAUGCAAUCUCGGGCCGGUGUUGCGUCUCCAUCCAGCGCGCAGGGACCUCCUGUAUUGGAGAUACCCCGCCUACGUUUUGCGGCAGAAGCGGCACGGCAGAGGGCGGUGGAUAUGCCGCUGAAUGCCCCGCGACAGUCCACUGCACAAACACCACGGUUGACGCAACUCGAGGGAGCCUCAUCGGUAUCGAAUGCCACCUCCACCCGGACAACGACUGCCACCGUAGGCUCGACGUUAUUGCCCGUCAUUGCCAAUUUACACCUAAACGAAACACUGAAUAGGCGGUGCGCCACAGAGUUGAGUCUUGAGAAUGAUGAGAUUCGCAUGACAGAGGAGCGGGUGAAGAAGUUGAGGGCUGCGGCACCGGAGGCCACCGAGGUACUCCCAUGGCUAUUUGUGGGCGGUGAGGAGGCCGCAGGAGACCGCAACCAACUUUUAGCAAAAGGCAUUACCAAUGUUGUAAACACCGUUGCUUUUUCUAUGGGAAAUCUCCAUAGUGAUAUCUUUCGGUAUCUAGGACUUUAUCUAAGCGACUCCCCGGAUGAACCUAUUUUCUCACUUUUUCCCGUUGUUAUCCGCUUUGUUGAGGAAGCACGGUUAAAGGGGGGAAAGACAUUUAUUCAUUGCCACCAGGGUGUAUCCCGUUCUUGUUCAUUUGUCAUUGCCUACGUCAUGUGGCACCAGGGUAUUUGCUAUGACAGGGCAUUUGAAUUUGUUCGUUCAAAACGUCAAGUGUGUAGCCCAAACACCGGAUUUUACGUGAAUUUGCUGUUAUGGGAGAAUCAGUUGUCCACUCCUGUCUUUAACAAGAUAUAUGCAUAUGUCCCGUACAUGGAGUACCUUUUUCCCUUCUCAUUCCGUCUUGCAUUGGCGUUCCGUGGGUCCCAGAGGAGCCAAGAUGACGACUCACAGAUCGUCAAUCCGUUUGUGCAUGUUGUUCACGGAACCGAUGAGAGCUACACGGUGGACCCAAGACUGAGUUAUGGUAUCCUACUGGGAGACCGCGGCUCACGGAGUGAAGAUCGUGCGAUGCCAAUAAAAUCGUACUUCUUUGCUGGCUCGGACUGCGACGCGAUCGUAUGGCAGGAAGCCAGACUGGACUGGGACGCCUUCAUUAAGUACAGCUUUUACCAAGGACAGAAGAAGCGAAGUACAAAUAACAAGGGAGAAGUGAUCACGUUUACCCCUAUGCCACCGGCUGAGCAGCCAACGCAGUGCUUGUGGGAAUUGAGGGAUUUGGGUCGUGUCAUUAACGAAGGCGUAUUUAGUCAAACGCGUCGGGCAUCCGGUGGGACUCGAUAUCCAAAUGUGGUGCAGGGACAGGUGCAGUGCUGGAACAAAUUGCUUGCCCGUGAUGAUUUGGUUUUUCGACUUUCCACUUAUCUUGCGGAGGAACAACGUGUAAAUUUAACGUCUCAAAGCCGUAAGCGCAUGCGAGAGGAGGAACGAAGACGUCUCUCCAAAUUAGUAUCUUCUGCUAGCACACCACGGUUGUCGUCAUAUAAAGGUGGUAGUGGCAGGAAUAAUGCCGGGACAAGUUCUGUUGUUGUGAAUGCUGCUAACCCCACCAAUACCACAAAUAAUACCCCCCUCACUGCUCAUACGAGUUUUUCAAUAGCUGCACCUUCCUCACGUGUCGCUGCCGCCAACACUGCGGCGAUGGAUUUGCUGCCAUUGGUGCAGCCGUUACCUACACCGCCGUUGGUAACACCAGCAACAACAACAACAAAGUCGGCUGCUGCAAGUGCGAAGACUUCAUUGCCACGCAAGACGAAAUCCUCAAUACCGUCGACAGCGCGUUCCAACUCCUUGGGAGGUGAAGUGGAGAUAUACGCCUAUCCUUUUACCGGUCCUCCGCUUACGGACAUAUUAGACGUUGCAGACAUGGAGCCGGAUGGUUGCUACGCGGUUGUGGUUCCUGCCACCGCCGCCGCCGCCACGACGUCAUGGCGUCAUCGUGUGUUUUUGUGGCUUGGGCGCAGUUGCAGCGUUGGGGAGGCAGAGGCGUGGCAGACUUACCGGCGAUCACUAAAGAUCGACAAGGAUGUUCGUCUGUGGAAUAAGACUUUGCUGCAGAGUCCUUUGGAAGAGGUGGCGCAUGAUGGUGAGGAGCCGGACGACCUCAUCCUUGCGCUCGAAUGA
Molecule: messenger RNA, 3153 nt
Organism: Trypanosoma cruzi
Lineage: Eukaryota; Euglenozoa; Kinetoplastea; Trypanosomatida; Trypanosomatidae
Exons: 1
Coding region: 1-3153 (1050 amino acids)
Biological process (GO): protein dephosphorylation
Molecular function (GO): protein tyrosine/serine/threonine phosphatase activity
Source: RefSeq, a predicted model, not a curated record